Molecule: messenger RNA, 1458 nt
Organism: Penicillium verhagenii
Lineage: Eukaryota; Fungi; Ascomycota; Eurotiomycetes; Eurotiales; Aspergillaceae
Product: aldehyde dehydrogenase family protein
Exons: 6
Molecular function (GO): aldehyde dehydrogenase (NAD+) activity
Source: RefSeq, a predicted model, not a curated record
CUAUCAAACAUGUUUCCAACACUGGAAACGAGACUUUUCAUCAACAACGAGUUUGUUGAGUCCAAGAGUGAAGAGACCUACAAACUAUACAAUCCAGCCACGGAUGAGUUUGUUGCCGAUGUCCAGCAGGCAGGGAGGGAGGAUGUCGACGCCGCGGUUGAUGCCGCACAAGCGGCAUUCCCUGCUUGGAGGGACACCCCUGUUCAUAUGAAGGCAGCUAUGUUCAAUAAGCUAGCGGGUCUGAUCAACGAGAACAAAGAGGAAUUGUGGAAUCUCGAGAGAGUAGCCAUGGGCCGAACUUUUGGGUUCGCCCAUUUUGAGGUCAUGGCCUGCGCAGGCAUUAUGGCGCAACAUGCCAACAUCGCUCUCCAUGUCCAGGGCCAAUCAAGUCUUAACACCCCCGGGAUGAUCAACUUCACCUUGCGCCAGCCAUUUGGUGUUGUGGCCGGCAUUUUGCCCUGGAAUGUGUCAUUGAUCAUGUUUGCGAUGAAGACAGCCCCUGCUCUGGCGACCGGCAACUGUGUACUGAUCAAAUCAAGCGAAAAGUCACCCCUGGGUGUCUUGAAGCUGGCAGCACUUUUCAAGGAGGCCGGUUUCCCCGCUGGUGUUUUGAAUGUGAUUACUGGCACUGGACCGUUGUCAGGAAGCCUCGUAGCCAGUCAUAUGAAAAUCCGCAAGAUCUCAUUUACCGGCUCUGUGGCGACGGGCAAGAAGAUUAUGGCCGCAUCUGCGAACUCAAAUCUGAAAAAGGUGACGUUGGAGCUGGGUGGGAAGUCUCCAGCGAUCAUCUUUGACGAUGCAGAUAUCGAAAAAGCCGCUCGAGCUGUACAUAUGUCAAUUCAUCUCAACAGUGGACAGCAUUGUCAGGCAAAUAGCAGAGUCUUUGUUCAUGCUGCCAUUGCUGAAGAAUUCACGGACCUGUUGAAGAAGUUGAUGACUACUCCCUCGAUCGGGGACCCCUGCGAUAGAUCCAUUUUCCAAGGACCGCAAGGUGACAAGAUUCAAAAAGAGAGAAUCGUUUCCAUCCUCGAGCAGGGUAAGGGAGAUGGCGAAGUGAUCUGUGGAGGCCAAGCCGCAGAUGGCAACUUCAUCGAACCGACGAUUAUUGCGAACGUACCGGAUACCUCUAUUCUAGCCACUGAAGAAAUCUUUGGCCCUGUAGUCAUCGUCAACACUUUCCAAACUGACGAGGAAGUACUCAAGCGUGCCAAUGACAGCGAGUUUGGGUUAUACAGCUCUCUUUAUACCAAGGAUGUCGAACGGGCGUUGAAAUUCGCCAAGUUCCUCGAGGCUGGUGCGGUCGGACUCAACUGCUCUGCCCCCACACAAGGCCUGGAUAUGCCUGUGUCUGGCUGGAAACAGUCUGGCAUUGGUAGCGAGAUGCAUAUGUAUGGCGUGGAGAACUACCUGCAAACGAAGGCGGUUUACAUGAAGUAUGAGGAUGUGUCGAUGCACUGA